Stegostoma tigrinum is the source of this 558-nucleotide messenger RNA. RefSeq names its product translocase of inner mitochondrial membrane 13 homolog (yeast) (gene timm13). The transcript is spliced from 3 exons. The coding region runs from base 68 to 358 and encodes 96 amino acids. The record is from RefSeq and is a predicted model, not a curated record. NCBI's taxonomy places the organism in Eukaryota, Metazoa, Chordata, Chondrichthyes, Orectolobiformes, Stegostomatidae.
GCAUGCGCCGCUCCGCCUUCCUCGCGCUUGGUCCGUGGCUGCAGUAGGUUAGAGGGCCCUCGCUAGGAUGGACAGCUUCUCUUCAGAUUUCUCCUCAGGCGGGCCUGGAGGAGGGAAGGUGGACUCCGGGAUGAUCAUGGAGCAGGUGAAACUGCAAAUCGCCGUGGCAAACGCACAGGAACUUUUACAGAGAAUGACUGAUAAGUGUUUCAGAAAGUGUAUUGGCAAGCCAGGAAGUUCACUGGACAACUCUGAACAGAAAUGUAUAGCAAUGUGUAUGGAUCGAUACAUGGAUGCCUGGAACACAGUAUCACGGACGUAUAACUCCAGACUACAACGAGAGCGAGCUCAAAUGUAGCUGCACGGCAGAAGAGGAAAGGAAUAGCUUCGACUGUAUUUGUACGUGGAGAGAAGACCUCGAGUAAGGGAGAAAUGUACGCAAAGUAAAUGUGUAUGUCUGAGAGAAAAGUGGCUAAACUGCCUAGGUUAUAACACAAUUGUGUCAGCCUGUAUUCUGUGGACUUAAUUAUGAUCAUAAUAAAAGUAGAUGAUUGUGAA